Messenger RNA from Penaeus chinensis, 3401 nucleotides. RefSeq names its product integrin alpha-9-like. The transcript has 23 exons. Bases 260 to 3385 code for a protein of 1041 amino acids. Gene Ontology annotation, molecular function: integrin binding. Lineage: Eukaryota; Metazoa; Arthropoda; Malacostraca; Decapoda; Penaeidae. Gene Ontology annotation, biological process: cell adhesion mediated by integrin; integrin-mediated signaling pathway; cell-matrix adhesion. The record is from RefSeq and is a predicted model, not a curated record. Gene Ontology annotation, cellular component: integrin complex; external side of plasma membrane.
UUCCGAGGGAUCGCCUUCGUUCGCUCUCUUCUCAAGCCCCACGGGAAGCCAAGACUAUUUUCGCGCUGAACGCUUUUGGGAGAAGGCGCCAAGACAAGUUGCUCUGCUCGAGUACUUAUACGAAGAUUGAAGGAGAGAAAGAGAGAAGAAGAAGAAGAAGAAGAAGAAAGAAAAAGAAGAAAAGGAAAAAAAAUAACCAUAGUUAUAAUAUUUGUAAAUCUUCUCGUGGCAUUUAUUUAUUUAUUUAUUCAUUUCGACGAUGGUUGAAAUAUCAUUUGUGUUCACGGUGUUAUGUGGUGUGCUGGCGGUGCCACUUGCGGGGGCCUUCAACUUUGACCCCAGGGGCGCCUCCGUGCUGCAGGAGCCCCGUUCCUCUUGGAAAUCCAGGGAAUCCUACUUCGGGUACAGCGUUGCCCUGUAUUCCGUAGGGACGCAGGCGGGGAUAAUCGUGAGUGCCCCUCGUGCCAACAGUACCCAGGCAAAUUGGACUCCCACGGAUAUACCCGAACCAGGGGCCCUUUACGUGUGUCCGCUCGAUGAUGCCUCCUCCGCCUCCGCCUGUUCUCAGAUUCUUGUUGAUAAGUCAGGAAACGAUAUGGUAUCGGGGAUCGAGAGGUACCGAGACAGGAAAGACUACAGUUGGCUCGGGGUUUCGCUCGACCUGCACGAGAGUGACUAUUCGCAUAUCAUCACGACCUGCGCUCAUCGAUGGAUCAAUCAGUUAUAUCUGCCUAAUGACGAUUACUUCAUGAACGGCGCGUGUUACUGGGCCGAUUUGCAAGAACUGUUACAGCAAAAUUUCCAACCGGAUGUUUGGAAGAAGCUCCUCCCUCUUGUAGACUACAAUUCCCAGCGCAUACAGGAUCCAGAAACGGGACAAAUUAUCUACUAUUAUCAGCUGGGUCAGGUGGGGACCUCCGCCCACAUCUUGCAAGACGGAAGAUUUGUAUUAGGUGCUCCUGGUGUAAAGCAAUGGGCAGGUACGGUUGCAAUGGUGCAACGAGGCGAAAUAUGGACAACGAUAGCCGAGUCAACCGUCCUCACACCCGUCAAGUCAUAUGACAGUUACUCGUAUUUUGGCUACAGCGUGACGUCUGGGAAAUUCUGGGGGAGCGAGGAGUUCAUAGUCGCGGGGGCACCCAGGGCGGAUAUGCAGGGCAAGGUAAGCCUUUUAAACACAAAUGGCGUCUUAAAGUGGGAGGUGUCCGGAACCAUGCUUGGCUCUGGCUUCGGAUCCGUAGUGGCGGCCGGCGACGUCACGGGCGACGGUUGGGCAGAGCUGUUCGUCGGAGCCCCACUCUAUAGCGAUCGAACACCGAAAGGAGGAGCCGUGGAAGCCGUGGAGAGAGGAGCCGUGUUCGUGUACAAGCGAGGCGCCGCCGAGGGUCUCAUCUUCCACGACCACCUGAGGGCCAGUCCCCCUUCCCCUCACGCCAGGUUUGGGUCCGCCAUCGCAGUCAUCGGGGAUAUCGACCGCGACGGGUUUCAGGACCUGGCAGUGGGCGCACCGCAUGAGGACGACGGGGCGGGCGCGGUGUACAUCUUCAUGGGCGGCGCUGACGGCGUGGGCGGCACAGCGAGCCAGCAUCUGAGGGCGCGGGAUUUCGGACAAGUCCUCAGAGGAUUCGGGGCGGCGUUAUCCAGGGGCGUCGACGUCGAUGGUAAUGGCUACCCAGACCUGGGCGUGGGCGCGUACGCGGGCGAGGGCGGCGCGGUGGUGGUCCGGACGCGCCCCGUGGCCACCGUGGACGGGCGCGUGAGCAGCGACCGAGAAGUCAUCACGGAAGCCGGCCAGGAGUUUACCGCCUCGGCCUGCCUCUCCUUCGCAGGGCACAACGUACAGGAUAAGAUAGAUAUGAAAGUGGAACUAAUAUUAGACGAAGGAACAGCUGAUCGGGCGUAUUUUCUUGCGUUUGGCACCGGCGUUAUCACGGAGGAGGUGGAGCUUAAACGUGACGUCAAGAAGUGCUUAAAUUACGUCAUCAAAUUAAAGGAUGACCUGAAAAAUGCCACCCAUCCUCUGGAUAUUGUGUUCAAAUUCACCUCUGAUGACCUAGAUCCAGCCUCCCCCUGGUGCCCGAGGUGUGGCGUGGCGGCGCCCUCGUCCCCGGCCGCCCACAGGACCUCCGUUCCGCUCGCGCUCGGCUGCGGCGACGAUGCGGUCUGCACGCCCACGCUCGCCCUGGAGGCGGCGUGGGUGGCGGGAGUGACCGACGGACAGUACAUCCUCGGCACGGGCGCUGGCCUCUACCUCGCCGUCGAAGUGGGCGUGGGCGGCGAACCUGCCUACAAGGGGUGGGUGGGCGUGACUCUGCCCCCCGGCCUGACCUUCCGCUACCUCCCCUACAAGUGCGUAGCUUCUGACGCCCACAGCGCCUCUUGCAGUUUGGAUAACCCCGUCCGGCCGCCCACGGAGAAGCUGACUCUGGUCGUGCAGGAGGAGGCGGGUCAGCUGGGCAGCGAGGAGGGCGUGGUCAAGGUCCUUGUGUCAGCUGGAGCGUCAGGAGCCAAGGAUGAGCAGAAGACGCUGACUCUCGGGCUUGUCAGGGAUGUCAGACUCUUUCUCUCGGGGAAUGCUGAAGAGGAGAGCCUGCACUAUGACCCAGCCACCUCGUCACCGCAGGUCACAGUGAGGACAUUUUUCCAGGUGGGGAACCAGGGUACAACAGCAUCCGCGGACGUCCCUGUCAAGAUAUUCGUUCCCGUGGCGUUCAGUCCUUCGCCGGGUUUUAACUUCGGCGAGGUGCUGGAGGUGUCUCCGGCGAUCAGCUGUUCUGACGAAGGUGUGGUGUCAGAUAUGGACGGCAUUACCGUUGGCGAAGUGUCGAAGCCGCCCUUUGACACGACAUUGAGUGUCACCUGUGCGGCACCAGGUUUUCUGUGUCACUCGAUCACCUGCAUGUUCAAGGAUACAUAUCAGGUCCAGACUUUCUCUCUGAACACGCGGUAUGACUUUGGGCAGCUACAGGAGAAAUACGGUUCGAACGCCACCGCCAGCAUCCACACCUGGGCAGCCAUCUUGUCGUCAGAGCCAGGGACCGUCAGAAGCGGCCUCGCGGACGUGUGGGUGACAGUGGCACCGAAGGGAUGGCGGCCGCCCGUGCAGCCUGUCCCGCCCACGCCCGCCUGGGUGUACCUCGUGUCCGUGCUGGCCGGCCUGAUCCUUCUCGUGGUCAUCAUUUUCGUUCUGUUUAAGGUCGGGUUCUUCCGGCGCAAAAGGCCCCAGGUCGCCCAGGAAGAAGGACAGGGGAACGAGGAAGGCUCCCUGACAGACACCCUGGCGGAGGACUUCACGUGGCAGGGCGGGGACGCGGCAGAGGAAGGCGGGGAGCCGGGUGCCCUUCCGGAGGCCCAGGACGCUCUGCUCGCGGAUGAGGAUUCGUGAAGGCAGAGGGGCAAGG